GCCGAGCCAGGGCACGGCACGGGACGGGGCGCCGGGCCGGCUCCUGCCUCGCCUCGCCGCCCUCCUGCCUGCCCCGGGCGCGUCCCGCGGGGGAUGCGCGGCGCUGCGCCGCUGCGGGCUCGCCAGCCGGGGCCGCCCGCGCAGUGACCGCGGCCGCAGUGACGGGAGUUUCGCCCCGUCCCGGGAGCCGCCGCUCGGCACCGCGCCCCAGCCCGGGAGCCGCCGCGGAGCGGAGCCCGCCCGGCGCUCUCGCCGCAGCAGCAGCCGUCGUUCCAAGGGAGGAGGCAUUAUCCUGGCCGAAGGCACAGCUUUCUCUCCAUGCUUCUCUAGAGGUGUUCAGAUGGGAUUAAAGUCCACAUGGAGAUAUGGAAAUGGACCAGGAAUUUACUCUAAAAAGAUGGUCAGCUGGGAUUUGGGUUGCCUUAUCUGCCUGGUGGUGGUCACCAUGGCUGGACUUUCCCUGGCUCGACCUUCAUUUAAUUUAGUUGUUGAAGACACCACAGUGGAACCCGAAGAGCCGCCAACCAAAUACCAAAUCUCUCAGCCAGAUGUUUACUCAGCACUUCCAGGAGAGACGCUUGAGUUGCGCUGUCAAUUGAGAGACGCCGUCAUGAUCAGUUGGACUAAGGAUGGGCUCCCUUUGGGGCCUGACAAUAGGACAGUGAUUAUUGGGGAGUACUUACAAAUUAAGGAUGCCACAGCCAGAGAUUCGGGCCUCUAUGCUUGCACUGCUGUUAGGACCCUAGACAGUGAUACUCUGUACUUCAUUGUAAAUGUUACAGAUGCUCUUUCCUCUGGGGAUGAUGAAGAUGACAAUGAUGGGUCCGAGGACUUUGUGAAUGACAGCAACCAGAUGAGGGCACCUUACUGGACACACACGGACAAAAUGGAGAAGAGGCUCCACGCCGUGCCGGCCGCCAACACCGUCAAGUUCCGCUGCCCGGCCAUGGGCAACCCAACGCCGACCAUGCGCUGGCUGAAAAACGGGAAGGAGUUCAAGCAGGAGCAUCGCAUUGGCGGGUACAAGGUCCGUAACCAGCACUGGAGCCUCAUCAUGGAGAGCGUGGUGCCGUCGGACAAGGGGAACUACACGUGCAUAGUGGAGAACCAGUACGGGUCCAUCAACCACACCUACCACCUCGACGUGGUUGAGCGCUCCCCGCACCGGCCCAUCCUGCAGGCGGGGCUCCCCGCCAACGCCUCCGCCGUGGUCGGGGGGGACGUGGAGUUUGUCUGCAAGGUCUACAGCGAUGCCCAGCCCCACAUCCAGUGGAUAAAGCACGUGGAGAGGAACGGCAGUAAAUACGGGCCAGAUGGGCUGCCUUAUCUCCAGGUUUUAAAGGCUGCCGGUGUUAACACCACGGACAAAGAAAUUGAGGUUCUCUAUAUACGGAAUGUAACUUUUGAGGAUGCUGGGGAGUAUACAUGCUUGGCGGGUAAUUCUAUUGGGAUAUCCUUUCACACUGCAUGGUUGACAGUUCUGCCAGCUCCUGAGAAAGAAAAGGAAUACCCAGCCUCUCCAGACUACCUGGAAAUAGCAAUUUACUGCAUAGGGGUGUUCCUGAUAGCCUGCAUGGUGCUGACAGUGAUCCUGUGCCGCAUGAAGAACACCCCCAAGAAGCCGGAUUUCAGCAGCCAGCCCGCUGUGCACAAGCUGACCAAGCGAAUCCCCCUGCGCAGACAGGUAACAGUGUCGGCCGACUCGAGCUCCUCCAUGAACUCCAACACGCCUCUGGUGAGGAUCACCACCCGCCUCUCCUCCACUGCUGAUGCCCCCAUGCUGGCAGGAGUCUCGGAGUAUGAGCUGCCAGAAGACCCCAAGUGGGAGUUCCCAAGAGAUAAGCUGACGCUGGGCAAGCCCUUGGGAGAAGGUUGCUUUGGGCAAGUGGUCAUGGCCGAAGCGGUGGGGAUUGACAAAGACAGGCCAAAAGAAGCAGUGACCGUGGCAGUGAAGAUGUUGAAAGAUGAUGCCACAGAAAAAGACCUAUCUGACCUGGUGUCAGAGAUGGAGAUGAUGAAGAUGAUUGGGAAGCAUAAAAAUAUCAUCAAUCUUCUUGGAGCCUGUACCCAGGAUGGCCCUUUGUACGUGAUAGUGGAAUAUGCUUCCAAGGGGAACCUGCGGGAGUACCUGCGAGCGCGCCGCCCGCCCGGCAUGGAGUACUCCUUCGACAUCAACAGGGUGCCCGAGGAGCAGAUGACAUUCAAGGACCUGGUGUCCUGCACCUACCAGCUGGCACGAGGCAUGGAGUACCUGGCUUCCCAAAAAUGCAUCCAUCGAGACUUGGCCGCAAGAAAUGUUUUGGUAACAGAAAACAAUGUCAUGAAAAUAGCAGACUUUGGUUUAGCCAGAGACAUCAACAAUAUAGAUUAUUAUAAAAAGACUACUAAUGGACGGCUUCCAGUAAAGUGGAUGGCUCCAGAAGCUCUCUUUGACAGAGUUUACACACAUCAAAGUGAUGUUUGGUCAUUUGGUGUGUUAAUGUGGGAGAUCUUCACCUUAGGAGGGUCACCCUACCCAGGAAUCCCAGUGGAGGAACUUUUUAAGCUGCUUAAAGAAGGGCACCGGAUGGACAAACCUGCCAACUGCACCAACGAGCUCUAUAUGAUGAUGAGAGAUUGCUGGCAUGCUGUGCCUUCUCACAGACCCACUUUCAAACAGUUGGUGGAGGACUUGGAUCGGAUCCUCACUCUCACAACUAAUGAGGAGUAUCUGGACCUCAGUGGACCUCUGGAACAGUAUUCACCCAGCUACCCCGACACCAGGAGCUCGUGUUCCUCGGGGGACGACUCCGUGUUCUCUCCCGACCCGAUGCCUUACGAACCUUGUCUCCCCAAGUACCAGCACAUGAAUGGGAGUGUGAAAACAUGAAAAGAGGAGCAAAGAGGCAAGAACAUCAAGCUACCUACCGUAUGCAAAGCAAAAGCUUUCCUCCAGGACCUUCAUGUUUCUGCUUGUACAUAGGAAAUAUGGGAAAAAAAAAAUAAAAGAGAGAGAAAAAAAGGAAAAAAAAAAAACAAUUUGGAGGAAAGCGGUCAGAGCCUACAUAAAGAUUCACAUCACUUGCAGCUUUCAGAUGUUCCCAAGAAGGAAGAAUGUUUAUGAGCUGUGUCUAGAUACCCAUUGCUAUCAAUUUUCUGGCUUCCUGUGAGCUGCAACAGACUUUGUUUGUACAAUGGACCAGUUGGACUUGAGGCAAACUCUGGGUCUGCCUUUCUUGUUUAUUUUGUAAUAUUUGGAGAAAAUAUAUGUUGGCACACACUUACAGAGCACAAAUGCAGUAUAUAGGUGCUGGAUGUAUGUAAAUAUAUUCAAAAAUAUGUAUAAAUAUAUAUUAUAUAUAUUUACAAUGAAUUAUUUUUUGUAUUGAUUUAAAAAAUGGAUUCCCAAUCCACCUAGCAAAUUAGUCUCUUUUUUAACAGCUAUUUGCUAAAUGCUGUUCUUACACAGAAUUUCUUAAUUUUCACCAUCCAAAGGUGGAAAAUACUUUGCUUUCAGGGAAAAUGGUAUAUCAUUAAUUUAUUAACUAAUUGGUAAUGUACAAAACAGUUAAUCGUUUAUAGGGUUGUUGUGUUUUUGUAAUUUAAAUGGCAUUUCUAUGCAGGCAGCACAGAGGACUAGUAGAUAUAUUGCUCAGACUUUACUAGUUUUCAGAUCUUUAAGAAAAGAAAUAUUUACAGUAUAUAACUAAUUUGGGGAAAUUAAACUUUUGAUUUAUUUGUGUUUAAAAACUGCAGUGUCAGAUGAUUAUUCUUAUCAAAACCAAAUCCUUUAACAAGAAAGUCUUUUUCUUAUAAGGUCCAAAAAGCAGAGUCAUACCACUCCAAAAAAAAUAAAAAAAAAGAAAAUAAAGGACAUUUAGAAGAAGGUUCUUAAAGUAAGGAAAGACAUGGGUUGGUCUAUUACCAUAGCAGAACAGACUGCUCUAAAAGGAGCUGAUCUUCUACCCUGAGUUGCACAUGCAUCAAAUUAUCUACAAUUCUCUUGCCUUAGUUGGAUAAUAGGUUCCAGACCUUUUGGCCUGAAUUUUUUGCCUUUAUCCUUCUAUUGUAACUUAAGUUAAAAAGAGAGAAGUUGUUUAUAAUGACAGCUUGCCAUAGGAAUAUCAGCAUCUUUUUAGGGGAUUAAUUCAUGCUGACUCCACUAUUUCCUUCUGAACCAUUCCAUAACAGUAGGUGUAGCACUGGCCUCUGCUAGAAUAUCACUGUUUGCAUCUUUUUUACAGAAUCCUGUAUUUUUACUUUCAGAACAUUGACAUUGAUAUGGCCAUGGAAUAUGAAUGCAAAUUUCACUGUUUUAUGUGGUGGUGUGUUUGUUUUGGUUUUGUUUGUUUUUUUUUGGUUUUUUUUUUAAAUAAUUUUUUAAUUGGGUAAAAUAAGUAUUAAAAUCUGUUAACUUUUGUACUGACAAUAAAAUGUUUCUACAGAUAUUAAUGUUAAAAUUACAAAA
Onychostruthus taczanowskii (white-rumped snowfinch) is the source of this 4447-nucleotide messenger RNA. It is a transcript of the gene FGFR2, whose product is annotated as fibroblast growth factor receptor 2. Gene Ontology annotation, molecular function: ATP binding; fibroblast growth factor receptor activity; fibroblast growth factor binding. The transcript is spliced from 18 exons. The coding region runs from base 341 to 2869 and encodes 842 amino acids. Gene Ontology annotation, biological process: positive regulation of kinase activity; multicellular organism development; protein phosphorylation. Gene Ontology annotation, cellular component: membrane; signaling receptor complex. The record is from RefSeq and is a predicted model, not a curated record. Lineage: Eukaryota; Metazoa; Chordata; Aves; Passeriformes; Passeridae.